Molecule: messenger RNA, 2017 nt
Organism: Homarus americanus (American lobster)
Lineage: Eukaryota; Metazoa; Arthropoda; Malacostraca; Decapoda; Nephropidae
Product: extensin-2-like
Exons: 4
Source: RefSeq, a predicted model, not a curated record
AUGGUUAAGACAAAGAUGACCACAUUUAGUAAUAAGGUCAAAGGUGAUUCUGGGUCAAGUUUAAUAUACUGGAAGGAGGUGGUUAAGUUCAAGUUCAGACUGGCAGUUCAAGUUCACACUGACAGUUCAAGUUCAGACUGGCAGUUCAAGUUCACACUGACAGUUCAAGUUCACACUGACAGUUCAAGAUACUCCCGUGCUAAUACUCCCCGCGCCCCAGGAUACUCCCCGUGCCCCAGGAUACACCUCCGUGCCCAGGAUACUCCCCGUGCCCCAGGAUACUCCUCCGUGCUCAGGAUACUCCUCCGUGCCCCAGGAUCUCCUCCGAUACUUCCCCGUGUCCCAGGAUAUCCUCCGUGCCCAGGAUACUCCCCCAGUGCCCCAGGAUACUCCCCGUGCCCCAGGAUACUCCCCGUGCUGCAGGAUACUUCCCCGUGCCCCAGGAUACUUUUCGUGCCCCAGGAUACUCCCCGUGCCCAGGAUACUCCCCCGUGCCCAGGACCUCUCCUCCUAGGAUACUUCCGUAACCCCAGGACAGGCCCCGUGCCCCAGGAUACCACUCCGCGCCCAGGAUACUCCCCCGUGCCCCAGGAUACUUCCCCGUGCCCCAGGAUACUCCUCCUUGCCCCAGGAUACUUCCCCGUAACCCCAGGACAGGCCCCGUGCCCCAGGAUACCACUCCGUGCCCCAGGAUACUCCGCCGUGCCCAGGAUACUUCCCGUGCCCCAGGAUACUCCUCCUUGGGAUACUUCCCGUAACCCCAGGACAGGCCCACAUGCCCCAGGAUCCACUCGUGCCCCAGGAUACUCCGCCGUGCCCCAGGAUACUUCCCCGUGCCCCAGGAUACUCCCCCAGUGCCCAGGAUACUCCCGUGCCCCAGGAUACUCCCCAGUGCCCCAGGAUACUCCCCGUGCCCCAGGACUUUCCCCCCUGCCUCAGGAUACUCCCCCCUGCCUCGGAUACUCCCCCGUGCCCCAGGAUACUCCCCCGUGCCCCAGGAUACCCCUCUGCCUCAGGAUACUCCCCCUGCCUCAGGAUACUCCCUGCCCCAGGAUACUCCGCCGUGCCCCAGGAUACUACCCCGUGCCCAGGAUACUCCCCCGUGCCCAGAAUACUACCCGUGCCCCAGGAUACUCCCCCGUGCCCCGGAUACUCCCCGUGCCCCAGAAUACUCCUCCGUGCUUCAGGAUACUCCCCGUGCCCCAGGAUACUCCCCGAGCAGGAUACUCCUCCGUGCCCCAGGAUACUCCCCGUGCCCAGAAUACUACCCGUGCCCAGGAUACUCCCCGUGCCCCAGGAUACUCCCCGUGCCCCAGAAUACUCCUCCGUGCUUCAGGAUACUUCCCCCGUGCCCCAGGAUACUCCCCGUGCCCCAGGAUACUCCCGUGCCCCAGAAUACUCCUCCGUGCUUCAGGAUACUUGUGCCCCAGGAUACUCCCGUGCCCCAGAAUACUCCUCCGUGCCCCAGGAUACUCCCCGUGCCCCAGGACACUCCCGUGCUUCAGGAUACUUCCCCGUGCCCCAGGAUACUCCCCGUGCCCCAGAAUACUCCUCGUGCUAGGAUACUCCCCGUGCCCCAGGAUACUCCCCGUGCCCCAGGAUACUCCCCGUGCCCCAGAAUACUCCCCCGGCCUCAGGAUACUCCCCCGUGCCCAGAAUACUCUCCCGUGCCCCAGGAUACUCCCGUGCCCAGGAUACUCCCGUCCCAGAAUACUCCCCCGUGCCCCAGGAUACUCCCCCGUGCCCCAGGAUACUCCUCCUUGCCCAGGAUACUUCCCGUACCCCAGGACGGACCCCGUGCCCCAGGAUACCACUCCGUGCCCCAGGACAUCCCCGUGCCCCAGGAUACUUCCCCGUGCCCCAGGAUACUCAGUGCCCAAUGCUUCCCUGUGCUGCAGGAUACUUCCCCGUGUCCCAGGAUACUCCUCCGUGCCCCAGGAUACCCCCCCGUCUCAGAUACCCCCGUGCCCCAGGAUACCUCCCGUGCCCCACUCCCCCGUGCCCCAGGAUACUCCCC